Molecule: messenger RNA, 1767 nt
Organism: Seminavis robusta
Lineage: Eukaryota; Bacillariophyta; Bacillariophyceae; Naviculales; Naviculaceae
Source: the annotation of a GenBank genome assembly
AUGGUUUUCGGCAGGGACUAUUUCAAACACGUGGAAGAAACUGAAGAUAGUUUUGAUGUUGACCUCUCUGAAUUCUUGCUGGGAACUAGACUGAAGGCAUUUGACUGGAUUGUCAAUCAGGAUCCAAUGCAGUUGGAGUAUGAUUCUCCCAACUUGGUGCAGCGGUUUCUGCUGGUGCUUUUCUACUAUCAGACCACAAGGCACAAGCCGUGGAAACAGUGCAACCCAGUAGCAAUUCCCCAAAGGAGUGCAACAACCAAUUUUUGCUACAUGCCACACAUUAACACUGGCAAAGCAACAUUAAAUAUAUGGGGUGAUCAGUGGCUCUCUUCCAGUCAUGAAUGCCAGUGGGCUGGAAUUAGCUGUGGUGAAACUGUGCAAUCAAAGGAGAGGACAGUGGCUGAGCUACGUCUUUAUUGGAAUGGUCUAAAUGGCCCUCUUCCCUGGGAGAUCACAAGAUUACCGCUGCUGAGAACUCUACGGCUAUACAACAGCAUGCUCACUGGAACACUGCCCCCAAGACUCUUUUCCAAAAAGGCAGGUGUUGCCCUGGAAACUCUUAAUUUGGCCUCGAAUCAGUUUUCUGGCAUCUUUCCAGCGGCAUGGGUUGCAAAUCUUCUUGAAGGAAAUGGAAUCCUUACCUCUCUAUAUCUGCAUGGAAACUCACUGACCGGGGAAAUUCCAUCAGAGUUGGGUCUACUCUCUUUGAAAGUCCUCUCACUAGCAACCAACACUCUGACAGGUACGAUGCCACUAGCACUAUUCGACCGAACUUCCCUUACAUCACUUCAAUUGGGAAAAAAUGACCUCACUGGGACACUGCCAAGCGAAGUUGGACUGCUCACUGAUUUGAAAUACCUGAACUUGAAUUACACACAGAUUUCUGGUUCCUUGCCCUCAGAGAUUGGCCUGUCAAACCAGCUUGUUGAUCUCAUUCUCUCCAACACCAACAUGCAAGGGACAAUCCCUGAAGAACUCUUCACAGGAGGACUUACAGAUCUUUGGUAUUUGUGCAUGGAUGGGUGCAACUUUGCUGGGACCAUCAGCCCGUCACUUGGCCUUUUGACAAACCUUGAAAGGCUGCAAGUCUCGAACAACCACUUCCAUGGCACUAUUCCCAAUGAGAUUGAGGAACUGACACUACUAAAGGAAUUGCUGGUGAAUGGGAAUGAUUUAUCUGGCACAGUUCCAGUCUCUUUUUGCCAGACUCGUUAUGCUGGGGAAAGAGCUUCCAAAGUUGUGGCUGACUGUCUGCCCAAUCCAGAAACCGGAGUUCCUGCCAUCCAGUGUGCUUCUGGUUGCUGCACCAGUUGUUGCGACAACACUGGAGUUUGCCUUUUCACUUGAUUACUCUCAAGAUCAAAGGUCAUCAAAUUCAUUUUCUUGUUUAGAUCUGUAGCAUGUAUGUGCUGCGUUCUAUCCACAUAUCAAGUGUGAGGCACAGGUUUUGUAUGGGCAUGCAGGCUAUGGUACCAUAAAGUUUUAGAAUUUCGAGCGCCAUGGAGAAAGGUUGCCUCAUGGUUGCAUUGCUGUCUCUGUGAUGUCUUCAUAUGGGCCCUGUGCUGGUGCUCAGACAACUAAUCAAGCCAUGCGGUUACAUGAGGUUGAUUCGAUAGAAGAUCCACCCAGUUUGAUCCCAGUCUCAGUCUAAAGAGACCAGUUGAUACGAGCUGUGCUUCGCCUGUUGCUUCACUGCACUUUUACGAUGAAAAGCUAUUAGUCCCGCAUCUCCCGAAUAUUGUCAUUGAUAUUUUCAUUGUGUGUUGA